Molecule: messenger RNA, 3270 nt
Organism: Scleropages formosus (Asian bonytongue)
Lineage: Eukaryota; Metazoa; Chordata; Actinopteri; Osteoglossiformes; Osteoglossidae
Product: inactive tyrosine-protein kinase transmembrane receptor ROR1-like
Exons: 9
Coding region: 264-3020 (918 amino acids)
Biological process (GO): cell surface receptor protein tyrosine kinase signaling pathway; protein phosphorylation; positive regulation of canonical NF-kappaB signal transduction
Cellular component (GO): plasma membrane; signaling receptor complex
Molecular function (GO): Wnt-protein binding; ATP binding; protein kinase activity
Source: RefSeq, a predicted model, not a curated record
AGUACCUGCCGCCAGGUGGCGACAAAAGCGACUUCCAUGAAGCGCACGAGCUGCCGCGCGCCUGCACUGCUUUUCCGCGGGGAUGAGGACGAAGUGCAGAACUUCAAGCAGGAGAAGACAGAAGUGAGUUUCUCCCGUACCUGUACGUGUCAGACAGUGAACUGAGCCAGGACAGUUACCCCCGCAGACCAAGCGGUGAGCAAAGCGCCAAACAGGCCAGUGCAGUGAAGAGGAAACGCACACGAGCUGUACCACAGUAAAUUAUGCAGCAUCGGCGGCUCCGCGCGCUCACUGGCGUCUUCUUGCUGCAUCUAGUUUUCGGGAUGCGCAUCGCGACGGGAUCAGACCAGGAUCCUAAUGUUGCAGCCACACCCUUUAGGAAUGUCUCUAGAGGUGCAGAGAAAGACCAUUUCCUGGUGUUGGAGGCCCCAAUGAACAACAUCACAGCCUCGCUGGGCCAGGCUGCAGAGCUGCACUGCCAGGUGUCAGGCAACCCAGUGCCUACCAUCCGCUGGCUAAAGAACGAUGCCCCUGUGGUGCAGGAGCCCCGGCGCGUGUCCUACAGGUCGACAGGCUACGGCUCACGGUUGCGCAUCCGCAACCUGGAUACCACAGAUACUGGCUACUUCCAGUGCGUGGCCACCAAUGACUUUGGCACCGUGUCCACCACUGGUGUGCUCUAUGUCAAGUUUGACCCAAAUCUCAACCCCGAUGCUGGAAGACAACCUUCUGAUGAGGAGGGAUUCUGCCAGCCGUACAGGGGCAUUGCCUGUGCUCGCUUCAUCGGCAACCGCAGCAUCUUUGUGGACACCCUUCAGAUGCAGGGCGAGAUCGAGACCCAAAUUACAGCGGCUUUCACCAUGAUCGGCACUUCGAACCACCUCUCAGACCGCUGCUCACAGUUUGCCAUCCCUUCGCUGUGCCACUUCGCCUUCCCGGCAUGCGACAGGAGUUCGGGCACCGACCGGCCCCGUGACUUGUGCCGGGACGAGUGUGAGAUCCUGGAGAAUGACCUGUGCAAAACAGAGUACAUCAUUGCCCGCUCAAACCCUGUCAUCCUCAAGCACCUCAAGCUGCCCAACUGCGAGGACCUGCCAGCGUCGGACAGCCCGCAGGCAGCCAACUGCAUGAGGAUUGGCAUCCCCAUGCCGGAGCCCAUCAACAAGAACCACAGGUGCUUCAACAGCAGCGGUGCUGACUACAGAGGCACAGUGAGCGUAACCAAGUCAGGCCUCCAGUGCCAACCUUGGAACUCGCAGUACCCCCACAGCCACAGCUAUGUGGCCGUCCGCUACCCUGAACUCAACGGCGGCCACUCCUACUGCCGCAAUCCAGGCAACAAGCAGGUGGCACCCUGGUGCCUGACCUUGGAUGAGAACGUGCGCAUGGAGCUCUGCGACAUCCCAGUGUGUGACUCACACGAGAGCCACGGCGGUACUGGUGGCAGCGCCGAGAUCCUCUACAUCCUCAUCCCCAGCGUGGUCAUCCCCCUGGCCAUCAGCCUGCUCCUCCUCGUCGUCUGCGUUUGCCGCAACAGCCAGAAGAUCUCGAGCCCGGCUGCUUCUCGCCGGCCCAAACCUGUGCGGGAGAUGUCCAUGUUCAACAGCUACAAGCCCAAGAACAAGGCAAAGGAGCUGCCCCUGUCCGCAGUGCGCUUCAUGGAGGAACUUGGACAGUGCUCCUUUGGAAACAUCUACAAGGGUCACCUAUAUCUGCCAGGGAUGGAGCAUGCUGAGCUGGUGGCCAUAAAAACCCUGAAGGAGGUGUCAAGCCCACAGCUGUGGGGUGAGUUCCAGCAGGAGGUGUCGCGUGUGGCCGAGCUCCAGCACCCCAAUGUGGUUUGCCUGCUGGGUGUGGUCACCCAGGAGCCGCCUGUCUGCAUGCUCUUCGAGCUGCCCGGCUGGGGAGACCUGCACGAGUUUCUCACCCUGCGAUCCCCACACUCUGAUGUUGGGGGCAGCGCCCACAAUGACAGCAUGCCACACUCCAGCCUGGACCGCACUGACUUCCUGCAUCUGGCUGUCCAAGUGGCUGCUGGUAUGGAGUACCUGUCUGGCCGACACUUUGUCCAUAAGGACCUGGCUGCACGCAACGUGCUUGUGGGAGAACAGCUGCACAUCAAGAUUUCGGACCUGGGGCUGGCCCAAGAGACGUACUCUUGUGACUAUUGCCGUAUACAGCCCAAGUCUAUGGUGCCAGUGCGCUGGAUGCCUCCAGAAGCUAUAGCUUAUGGAAGGUUUUCCACCGACUCGGACAUCUGGGCCUUUGGCGUGUUGCUGUGGGAAAUCUUCAGCUUUGGCCUGCAGCCCUACUACGGCUUCAGCAACCAAGAGGUGAUGGAGAUGGUGCGUGGGCGGCAGCUGCUACCUCGCCCAGAGGACUGCCCCGCUCACGUGUAUGCCAUGAUGGCGGAGUGUUGGCACGAGAGUCCCGCUCGACGGCCUCGCUUUACAGAGCUACAUGCGCGUCUGCGAGCGUGGCAAGGCCCUCCUUCUCUCACCAGCUCCGCCUCGCCCUCCGGUGGCCACAGCACCACACAGACCACAUCUCUGAGUGCCAGCUCCAUUAGCAGCGGUGGAGGCCCCCAGUGUGCCGGCUACAUGCGUUCAGCCCAGGCUCUGCCAUCGGCUCAUACCACUGCCUUCCUGGCAGGGCCUGGCCCCCAGGGCCCGAGGUUCAUCCCCGUUAGCGGGUAUCAAAUAACCCCAGGUUAUACGCACCUCCAGGCGCGAGGUGGGCUAGUGCCCCGUGGGCCCCAGCACUGCCCACCUCCAAAGAGCCGCUCUCCCAGCAGCGCUAGCGGCUCCACGAGUACGGGUCACGUGACCAGCGUCCCCUCCACAGGCUCCACCCAUGAGGCUAACACGCCCCUUUUGGCACAUUGUGUUCCCCUCUCCACCCUUCCGGGUGGUCACACUCGGACACAUGGCCUAGACAGCUCCGCAGAUGGACCCAACGCCCUGCCGGUGGACUGCAGUAGACACAUGUACACUGAAUCCAUGGUCACUGCUGACCUGUAAAUACUUUUGUACUUUAAAAUUUAUUGUUAUUGUUAAAAUUAUUUUGUUUACCUUCUUUUUUUAUGUAUAAAGGCUAGAUUAUGAGUAAAUAUUUGAAAUGCGGAUGUUGCAAAAAAUAGGAUGAAAACAGCCUCACUAUCGCACAUCCACUUGCGGUGACCCACUAUACUCUAGUUAGGUUUAACUUUAACUCCGUACACUGAGAAAUACAUAUGGACAAGUUGUUAUCCUGUUCACGUAACAUCAGGGG